This is a messenger RNA of Rattus norvegicus (Norway rat), 1263 nucleotides long. RefSeq names its product metallo-beta-lactamase domain containing 1 (gene Mblac1). The record is from RefSeq and is marked provisional. Gene Ontology annotation, cellular component: cytoplasm; nucleus; cytosol. Gene Ontology annotation, molecular function: metal ion binding; RNA endonuclease activity. The coding region runs from base 93 to 848 and encodes 251 amino acids. NCBI's taxonomy places the organism in Eukaryota, Metazoa, Chordata, Mammalia, Rodentia, Muridae. Gene Ontology annotation, biological process: mRNA 3'-end processing; positive regulation of G1/S transition of mitotic cell cycle; histone mRNA metabolic process. The transcript has a single exon.
ACGAGUUGCUACUAGGAAAGUGACGGGACUCGCGGUAGGAUUUCGGAGGGACUGGCAGAUGUCCGUGGACGGGUAUAUGUCCUUCCCUUGCCAUGAGCGGUCCAGUGCGCACUGAGCCGCUGCACGGCGAGACCCCUCUGCUGGCGUCCAGCGGUUCCUACUCGGUGGUGGUUCUGCUGCGCGGCUACGCGGAGCCGCAGGGAGUAGGCGACGCGGUGCGUGCAGAUGGCACGGUGACUCUCGUCUUGCCUCGGGGCUGGGUCUCGGAUACCAGCCGCCGAUUGGCCCCAUCUGCAGACGGCGGCGCAAAGACUGCCCUGGAGGAGGCAGUGCGUGGCCCCAUCCUCGUGGACACUGGGGGUCCCUGGACUCGGGAUGCACUGCUGGAAGCCCUGGCUACUCAGGGCGUGGCCCCCGGAGAUGUGACUCUGGUGGUGGGCACCCACGGGCACUCGGAUCAUAUUGGGAACCUAGGGCUGUUUCCCCAGGCGGCUCUGUUAGUUUCCCAUGACUUCUGCCUUCCCGGGGGUCUCUAUCUGCCCCAUGGGCUGUGUGAAACGCAGCCCUUAAUACUGGGCUCUGGACUGCAGGUGUGGGCCACGCCGGGCCACGGAGGACAGCGGGACGUGAGCGUCGUAGUGGAGGGCACCAGCCUGGGCACCGUGGUGGUGGUUGGCGAUGUGUUCGAGCGUCUUGGUGAUGAGGACUCCUGGCAGGACCUGAGUGAAGACCCAGUAGCUCAACAGCGGAGCCGGGAGAGGAUUCUGAGCGUGGCUGAUGUAGUGGUGCCUGGUCACGGAGCUCCCUUUCGAGUGGUCAGGGAAGCAGUGAAAAGUUCGGAGGAUUAGAUAUGUGAAGGCAAGGAGGUUGCUUGAUCAGUCAGGAAAGCCCUUCCAACGAGGAACUGGUGUGUCAGUCCAGGAGACACAGAGGACUCAGAUCAAGCAGUGUUUGUCAUGUGCAGCUUUCCAGGAGGCAGCUUCCAAACAGGUGACAUCAGUCACCUUUAUCAUUGUAACCUAAGAAGGACAAAGGACUGGCUCAGUUCUGCAUCCUUUGUGAGCCUCGGUAAAAUGCAGGGGAAAAGAAGUUAAAAUAUUUAUUUGGGAUGUGUCUGUGUGCCCGUCAGUUCUCUCCAUCCUGUGGGUCCCCAGGACCGAGUUCAGGUUGUCAGACUUGGCGGCAGGGAACUUUACCCGCUGAGCCUUCCUGACGUAUAUACCCUUGUUAAGACCUUCAAAAAUAAAAAUAGACUGGACGUCA